Messenger RNA from Aspergillus uvarum CBS 121591, 1287 nucleotides. RefSeq names its product aromatic prenyltransferase. The transcript has 3 exons. Gene Ontology annotation, biological process: alkaloid metabolic process. The annotation marks the transcript as partial. Gene Ontology annotation, molecular function: transferase activity, transferring alkyl or aryl (other than methyl) groups. The record is from RefSeq and is a predicted model, not a curated record. Lineage: Eukaryota; Fungi; Ascomycota; Eurotiomycetes; Eurotiales; Aspergillaceae.
CCAUACCACACCUUAAGCCAAUGCCUCCUCUUCCAAAACCAAGAUGAGCACGACUGGUGGCAUCGAGCGGCACCCGUGCUCGCCCAGAUGCUGCAGAACGCCGACUACGAGGUCCACAAACAGUACCAGUACCUGGCCUUCUUCGCUCAGCACGUCGUGCCCGCACUGGGUCCAUCCCCGACCAACCCGCGCCCCAGGCAGUACCGGGGCGUUUUUAACCUCGAGUUCAGCCAGAACUUCCAGGAGUCAGGCUGCAUCAUUCGGCUCGCCUUUCAACCAACAAGCUACCUCGCCGGCAGCCCCGGCAGAGACCCAUUCAAUCAACUCGCCACCCCGGAGGUCCUCGCCCGAUACGCCCAAAUCGACGGCAUCGAUCUCGACCUCCCACUCUACCAACAACUCGUCAGCGACCUCAUCCUGACGAAACAGGAAGAAGACCGCCUGUUGUCCACAGAAAGUCCAUUGCCCCCAGUCUUCAAAACCCAGAGCGGCAUCGCCCUGGAUCUGCGCAAGGAGGGUAAGAUGACCGUCAAGCUGUACACCUUUGUCGUCAGCAAGUCGAUGGCGACCGACACCCCAGCGUCGACGCUGUCCCUCGACGCCGUUCGCAAAGUAGACCAGGGUGCCACCCGCCGUUUUGAAGCCGGCCUGCAGCCCAUCCAGGCCUUUUUGGACGAGGGGCAAGGCACGCCGGACGCGAUGAUUCCCGCCUCCCCGACCUCCUUCCACCCGCGCGGCAUGAUUCAGUUUGGCUGCGACCUGGUGGAAAUCGCGCGCACGCGUUUCAAGUUCUACAUCCACGACUAUAUCGUGAAUCCGGACCGGCUGGCCGAGCUGUGGACGCUGGGUGGCCGGCUGCGAGAGGAAGACUGUCCCGGCAUCGAACGCGGGCUGGAGAUUCUGCGCGAGCUGUGGUCGAUCCUCGAGAUCCGCGAGGGAUAUCAUCUUCCCUUCGCCUGUGCACCGAAAGCGGGGGAUCGCGGCAGCUCCAAGCCCCGGUUCUACUACGAUCAGCAGUUCAUCAUCGUCAAUUACGAGAUCCACCCUGGCAAUCCCUGGCCCGUGCCCAAGGUGUAUUUCCCGCUGUUUGGGAUGACGGAGACUGCCGUCAUCGACGCGGUGGGUGCGUUUUUUGAGAGGCUCGGGUGGGCGCAGCAGGCGCGCGUGUAUCGCGAGAAUAUGGUUGCUUGCUUCCCAACUCGCGAUUUGGAGAAGACGACGGAUAUCCAGGUCUGGCUUUCGUUUUCCUAUUCCCCAAAGAAAGGGCCGUAUACUACUGUGUAUUAC